AUGCAAAAGGGACAAAGUUCUCAAAACUCUUGCUUGUCUUUUUCUUGCCCCACAGCAGCGAACCAGAAGGAGGCCCUAAAGGGUACAUUCUGUGUCAAGGAGGAGCCCCAGGCGGAAGAGCCCCUGAGCUCUCAGAGGGGACCAAGCUAUACCUUCUGCCAAGAAGGACCCCCAGGGUCCACCAAGCCACGAGAGGAGGGGAGCCCAAUGUUGGGCAAGAGCAGCCUACUCAGCCAGGACAUCAACGUCAAAGUGGCCUCUGAACUGCUUAUGAAGCUAUCAGAGAAUAACAAAGAAGCUUGCCACCAGAACAUCAUAGUGAAGGCGGAGCCUAUGGAAGUGGACCCACCCCUAGAACUGGCCCCUCCCUCCUCUAAUCUACUGGGCUUCAGCACUUCAGGGGGAUGUGAGAAGAAGGAACCAAUGGUUAACCUCCCAGAUCCUUUGCCCCGCCCCCAAAAUGACCUCUUCUCCCAGGACAUAUCAGUCAAAAUGGCCUCUGAGCUGCUUUUCAAACUGUCUGAAAAAGUAAGUAAAGCUAACGAAAGCAAAGACAAUGCAUCAUUCGGCAUACACAGCCCUUUCUUAGACGACCGCUUUAGACAAUCACCUUUCAGCACGCGCUCCAAGAGCUCUUCCCCAGCUGAAGCCGGAUCUUCAAGCAGGGUCGCCCAACAAGAUCCAGAGAAGGUGAGUAGUGACCCAGGAAAUGGACUCGCCCAAUGGAGACUCAACGAACAGCUCUUUCCCUGCCCUGUUUGUGGCAAAGUGUUUGGUCGCCAACAGACUCUCUCCAGACAUCUCUCUUUACACACAGAAGAAAGGAAGUAUAAGUGUCAUUUAUGUCCAUACGCGGCUAAGUGCCGAGCCAACCUCAACCAGCACCUCACCAUCCACUCGGUCAAACUGGUGAACACAGACACCGAACAGAUCGUUACCGCUGUUACCAACGAAGGCCCAGAGCUCAAAAACUGCCCCUACUACUACAGCUGCCACGUCUGCGGCUUUCAGACAGAGUUGAACGCUCAGUUUGUCAGUCACAUGUCUCUUCAUGUAGACAAAGAGCAGUGGAUGUUCUCGCUCUGCUGUAGCACCUGUGAGUAUGUGGGUGUGGACGAGGCCGAGAUGAAAGCUCACAUCAGUGCAGGGCACGCAGGUCUCAAUUCCAGAAGCCCUCUCAGUGAGACCAAGAGCACUUCCUCCUCUCUCUCAGCCCUCAGUGACUCCCUCAACAGCUCUGAAGGUGGAGAUGUUGCCCAAGGUAACGAAGAACUAAAAUGCCUUUUGGCCCCACCUUCUUCUGCGGGCAGUCAAUCAAGCUUAGGCGAGGAAAAAGCAGAGAAAGGCUUUGAAUGCGUCUUCUGCAACUUUGUGUGUAAAACUCGACCUAUGUACGAGCGGCACCUACAGAUCCACCUGAUCACGCGCAUGUUCGAGUGCAACGUCUGCCAUAAGUUCAUGAAGACACCUGAGCAGCUCCUGGAGCACAAGAAGUGCCACACCGUCCCCGCUGGAGGGCUCAAGUGCCCUCUCUGCAUCUACUCCACCAACAGGCCAGCCGCCAUGGAAGGCCACCUGAAGACGCACUACAAGAUGGAGUAUCGCUGCCGUAUCUGCCAAGCCGUGUGGGCCAAUCAGGCAGAGCUGGAAAGGCACACACGUGCUCACCGCCUGGGCAACCACUACAAGUGCGAGCAAUGCGGCUACCUCUCCAAAACAGCCAACAAGCUCAUCGAGCAUGUGCGUGUGCACACUGGUGAGCGGCCUUUCCACUGCGACCGCUGCAGCUACAGCUGCAAACGCAAGGACAAUCUCAACCUCCACAAGCGGCUCAAGCACGCUCCGAGACAGACCUUCGGUUGUGCCCAGUGCCCGUUCACCACCACUCACCCGUUCGUCUACAGCCGCCAUGUUAAAAAGCACCAAGGCGGGGAGGGGAGCGCCGAGGAAGGUGAGGCUCGGCCAGGUACGCCACACCCGGGCCUUUUGGAGCGAGGAGGGAGGAGCAGCAGUGGGAGCGGGGACAGUGGGACCACCAGUCCGCUCAUGAACCUGUCCGCCUCUCAAGCCUUGCAGUCCGUCGCCCUGUCGAUCACCAGCAAGUGGCAAGACGGCACCCCAAACACACGCUACCUCUCGGCCAAUGGCACGUUCUCCACACUGGCGGCUCGCUACUUGGAACAGUACAGGAACUGUGACCUGGCUCACCUCAUCCCCCUCACCACGCUCUUUACGGCCCGCCGCUUCACAUUCCACAGCCCCUCGCCCUCAAACUCCUCGCCGCCCUGCUCGGCAUUUUGGUUCAACUCGUCCUCUCAGUCGCCGCCCUCUCCCACGUCACUUAAACACUCCUUCCUAGCAUACCUGGGAUUGACAGAGAGAGCUAAGACCAUUUGACCAUCCUCGACCAUCUUCUUCUCCUUCCUGUAUCAUCAUAGCCACUAACUGUUCCACAGGCAGGCUAAACCGCUGCCCUAAAUAGUAGUACUGAUAGUAAUACUUCCAUUUAUCAGAGGAAAAGCUAUUCACGCUCAAGGCAUUUCGAUUUUUUUGUUCUAUCGCAAUCCAAUAGUUGCUCUUUUUUGAGAGGUCUUACAACAGUUGUUUUCCUCUACACAUUGUGAAUGACCUGGAAUCCAAUAACAGUUCUUUCUCUAUUACGAGUUUUGUAUACGUUUUGAUGGGCGAAAGGAAACAGAGAACAUAGCUCGCAAGCGCUAAGCUUUUUUUGUACAUUUUGUCAGGAAUCCGAAAGCAUGUUCGCUAUGUGUUGCAAUUGUUUUUUGAAGUCAUUUAGGGGCUCAGUAUCUACUGUGUAUGGCACGACAAAAACCAAUGAAACGGAUUGCUAUCUUUCGAGUCUUGUUUCCAAAGCAAAGCCUCAGACCACGCACUUGUUAAUUUAUCAAGCUGUACAUAGUUUUGUAGUCUUUCUUUUCUCUUCUCUCCCCCCCCCCCCCACGCCUGUUGGCGGUAACUGGUUUUGCUGAUCUGCAAAUUUUGAUCUUGCCUCGGCAACAAGCAUAAGGCCCUUUACGACACCUGCAAGGCACAGCUGAUGGCAUUACUUAAUUCAAGCCAUUUAGAGCACGCUAAUGGCAAAAGCAGUCACCCAUGAUGCAGCCCUUCGAUAUCUUCACCAUACUUUUAGUCACUACAUAUAGUGCCAUAGCUGACCGAGGUGGGCUGGUUGUAUCCGGUAGGCAUGAGAUAUAAGUGACCAGUCAAGCGCCCUGUGCAUAGCUAACGUAUAUCAUGCUCACCUGUACGUUUAACAAGAUGUAUGAGCUGACAGGUUUUUGGGAAAGACCCAAUUAUUCUGUCACAAAGGCCGAUUCAAUGGUGCUUUUUGGAGCUUUUUUGUAAUUGUGUGUGUUAAAAAAAAACUGUUCCAAAAUGACUUGAAUGAAUGUACUUUCCGUUGGUUAAUGUUAGAGUGAUACAGAGGUAGCUGGACUGUGGUAAGUGAGAUCAUGGGAAAACAAUGGUAUCUCGGUGGCCUUCUGUGUCUUAAAAGUUUUGUUCUUCUAGUUGUUUUAGUAUUAUUAUAAUUAUUAUUACUUUUAAUUUGAAAGAGCCUUUGAAAUGUAAAAUACAAAUAUAUAUAUAUAUAAAUAUAUAUCCUGUACUAACAAGCUAUUAUGAGAACCCCAUUGGAAAAUGGCUCUCAAGUGCAAUGUGGAGGCAGCCAUUAAUUUGAGAUGCUUUGGAAGCAUGGCUUUCCAUUUGUGGGCAAACAUGGUACCAUGAUUCUAUGUUCCCCUUUUGAAUCUUUUUUUUUUUUUUUUUUGCACUUAAAAUUUUGAAAUGUUUCAAACAAAAGCACUUACACCCAAUAGAAAACUUCCUUGAUGCCAAUUAUUUGACUGCCUCGUAAAACAGCCUCAAUGCUACUUCUAAGUAUUUUUUUUUUCUUUAUCGUUGUUUUGUUUUUUGUCUGCUACAUUGGUUGAAAACACAAAUUCUAAGUCUUUUUCCUGUAGGUAUUUGCCAAACAGCAGACUGCUCUGUUUUGAUCAUAUGGCAUGUGUAAUGCGGAGAGUCGAGUUCAAAGUCCACCCUGGACACCGAAGCGCCAGGCUAAAUUUUUAACAGCAGUUUUGCACAGUGCUGUAAAAAUUGCACUUUUCUGAACAAGAAUGCAAUUCUAUCCAGUGCUCUAAAAUGGAAAACAUAAUGUUGCCGAGCUCAAACUAAAUAAUUUUUGAUCCAAAUACAGUUUAAUUCAUGUUCAAAACAGAUAAACUGUAACAUCGGCGGUAACGGAUUGAUCUUUUGAUGAGCACUUUGCUUAGUUACUGGAUAGAUGGAUUUAUUUUAAGAAUUUAGAAUAUAGGAAAAUGUAAUUGGUGCUAAAAGAGUAACUUACAGUAGCAUGUAUUUGGUUUAGUAACCAAACACCAAUCAGCUGAUGCCCACAAGCUCAACAUGGCCAAAUAUUGGCUUAUUAGUAAGCCUAGUCAAUACAUUGGUCUAAAUAAACCAAUUCUGCUUAGCAUAUCAUGUGCAAAACACGUGCAAAGCUUGAACUUGAGGUCCUAAAAUAUUUUAUCCUUUAACGGUAGAUGCAUUAAGCGAAACUGCACUCCUCUUUUUGUCCAGCCAGCAGAAUCUGAUCAAUAAUUUGAAUGCUGUCCAUCAUAGACGUACAAUGCACUCCCUCCUUCAUUCAUGCAAGAAUAGCAGAUAAGGGACAAGGAUAAAAGCGUGGCCUGUUAAGAUCAAUCGUGUCAGGUACACAAAAGUUUUCGAAUGCGGCUGACCUUAGACAUUUUAAAAGGAAAAAAAAAGUAGCAGCGUUACUUUCAUAUGUCAACCUUGAACUGCAAAGAGAUCAUUCUUCUUAAGUCUGUUCUCCUCCAACUUGCCUAUUGAGAGGAUUUGGAUGGAACAUUCUGUAUUUAAGGCCAGUUUAUAAAUGAAAUGCAGGCUAGAAAUAGAGCCAUUAAAAAUGUUAGGCAGUUUCUUGGCCCCGCACAGUAUCCUUUUUUUCUAUACUUGUAUUUUUUGCUGUCAUAGUAUCAUCGUUUAUUUUGCUUCAUGUAGAUGCCCAGCAUGCAGUCUUGUGGUAUUUUGUAUUUUAAGUGGAGCUUAUUUGCUUGUUAAUAAAGCUCCUGCUCAGCCCAUUAUCUUUUAUGCUCUAGUGCCACUUGGUGGCUAGGAGUGGCCCGAGAGCCUGAGAUGAAGUGAAACUGAUCCUCAGGACCCAUUUUGACUGAAUGAAUUCAAACGGAAUGUCCAUUGGGCAACAUCCUUGUGUCCGUCUGCCUUGGAACACCAUGUAUUCAUCAUGUAGAAGAACAUGGCCGCUGCUCUUUCAUGCUCAGUUGUGUGGGCAAGAGGAGCACAACAGGGAUUCCUCUCUGUUCCAAUACCAGUAUUUAUAAAUACUUACUACAUGGAGUUCUGUUUGCCUAAUCGCAAGGAGCAGCAUCAAAACUGACUACCUUUUUAGCACUUCAAAAGAUGCAUGGAAUUGCUCUUGAUCUCUAGUUUGUAGCAUUUUUUUUUUUUUUUGGGGGGGUCCGAAAAAAAAAGACCAACUCGUUUUGAAUUUAGCUUUGCGGGUUACUCUGCACAAUCUGUUUGCUUUAUCUCUUGCUGUACUCUCCAACUCAAUAAGGCUCAAGUAUCAUUUUGUUUUCUUACUUAUCUGGCACCCAGUAAACUUAUGUGCUGUAUAAAGCUUUUUUAUUACUUCAUUCUUAAGGCUGUACAGGGUUGUUUGUGACAAUAACUGGUAAUUAGACCAUUUGUACUUUUUAUUUUGUUUUGUAUUUUGGUUUUAUUGGUUAUGCUUUCUUUGUUUAAAUUGCCAGUUGUAAAUGUAACAGGAUUUGAAAGUAAAGCUUACAUCACAUAUUACCUUAAA
Messenger RNA from Carassius auratus (goldfish), 5872 nucleotides. RefSeq names its product zinc finger protein 827-like. Lineage: Eukaryota; Metazoa; Chordata; Actinopteri; Cypriniformes; Cyprinidae. The transcript has 10 exons. The record is from RefSeq and is a predicted model, not a curated record. Gene Ontology annotation, biological process: positive regulation of transcription by RNA polymerase II. Bases 1 to 2397 code for a protein of 798 amino acids. Gene Ontology annotation, cellular component: nucleus.